Molecule: messenger RNA, 1170 nt
Organism: Bipolaris oryzae ATCC 44560
Lineage: Eukaryota; Fungi; Ascomycota; Dothideomycetes; Pleosporales; Pleosporaceae
Exons: 1
Coding region: 1-1170 (389 amino acids)
Biological process (GO): polyphosphate catabolic process
Cellular component (GO): cytoplasm
Molecular function (GO): endopolyphosphatase activity; phosphatase activity
Source: RefSeq, a predicted model, not a curated record
AUGACGUACCGCGACCAUAACCCACAUGCAUACCCACCCACCCGGCCACGGCCCCUCAUCGAGCAGAUACCAGAUUAUCGCGAAGACCUCGAUGUGUCAGACGAGGAAGACGGAUUCUACCAACGCGAAGACGACUUCUUCCUCCCACCCAAGGUCCAGGCCGCCAUCCUCCGCACAACCGACCGCAUCCCGCGCAGAAUCAAGCGCCAUUGUGCCGCAUACAUUUUCCUCUUUUUCCUGGCCAUUGCCAGCUGGUGGACAUACUUUGGCCCGCGCCGCACCGCAUUUGUCCAGGAACUGCAUCUGAUGGACCACGCGCCGACAAUGAGCUACGGCACCCAGGUGCGCCCCGAAUUCAAGGGCAUGAUCCAGGUCACGGACAUGGACGAGCAGCAUUUGCCCAAGGAGAAUAAGCGCCUCAUCUUCGUCGGCGAUGUCCACGGCUGCCGCGCAGAGCUCGAGCAUCUCCUCAACAAGGUCGCCUUUGACCAAUCGCGCGACCACAUCGUCAUGACGGGCGACAUGAUCGCAAAGGGCCCGGACUCUGCCGGUGUCAUCAAACUCGCCCGCAAAUACGGCGCCUCAUGCGUACGCGGCAACUGGGAAGACAAACUGCUCCUCUCCAUCGCCGAAGCCCAAGACCGCCACGUCCUCGUCAUGCCCGACGACGAGUCCAAACUCGACUUCGUCGGCGCACCCACCGCCUCCCAAGGCAACGCCAAGCUCCGCAAACUCGCAAAGCAAUUCUCUAAAAAGGAUAUCGACUACCUCCGCCAAUGCCCCGUUAUCCUCCGCGUCGGCACCGUACCCUCUCUCGGCGCCCUCGUCACCGUGCACGCAGGCCUCGUCCCGGACAUCCCGCUCGAGCACCAAGACCCCUUCCACGUCAUGAACAUGCGCAGCAUCGAUCUUAAAACUCGGAUUCCAACUUCCAAGCACAGUGGUACGCCGUGGGAGAAGUUCUGGAACCAUCGCCAGCAGAAGUUGAAGGCGAAAGAACGUACGACGGCGGUUUAUGGGCAUAAUAGGAAGAAGGGGCUUAAUGUGCACGAGUACUCGUUCGGUCUGGAUACCGGGUGUGUUAGUGGUGGGAAGCUUACGGCGCUUGUGGUGGAUGGGGAGGGGAAGACGGAGAUUGUGCAGGUCAAGUGUGGAGUUGAGGGGGGGUAA